Molecule: messenger RNA, 598 nt
Organism: Dioscorea cayenensis subsp. rotundata (Guinea yam)
Lineage: Eukaryota; Viridiplantae; Streptophyta; Magnoliopsida; Dioscoreales; Dioscoreaceae
Product: protein EARLY RESPONSIVE TO DEHYDRATION 15-like
Exons: 2
Coding region: 50-475 (141 amino acids)
Source: RefSeq, a predicted model, not a curated record
UCUUCUUCUUCAUCAGUGAAGCAGGGAAACAGUAAGAAGAGAUCGAGAGAUGGAUGUGAUCUCGGGGAGGAUGGCGUCGACGCUGAAUCCGAACGCGGAGCCGUUCGUGCCGGCGGUGUAUAGAUCGGUGGAGGACUUCUCCGAUGAUUGGUGGGCUCUUGUUCAAUCCACGCCUUGGUUCCGUGACUACUGGCUCCGUGAGUGCUUCUAUGAAGAGCUUAUUUCCGAUGCGGACCUUGAUCUUCUUGGAUUUGACGAUCCUGAACUCUCCGACGUCGAGGCUGAUUUGCUUUUCCACUCUUAUCCUUCUCUUCAGCAGGAGGAGGAGAAGAAGAGGAUGGAGGUGAUGGCGUGGGGGACGGACAAAUGGAAGGGGAUUAAAGGGCGGAUGGAGGUUCCGAAGAACAACAACGAGAAGGCGGCGAAGAUCGUGAAUUUGAGGGUGAGUCCUCGGAUGAUCCAGCAACCACGGUGAACUGACAGAGAUCUCUGUCACACUGUGAGUGGGUGAGUCUUGCGCCUUUUUGGUUUUUAAUUUUUGUAAAUUAUGUUGUAAAUUUUGCUGACUUUUGGAAGGAAUAAAUGAAACUCUUCCCAC